This is a messenger RNA of Asterias rubens (European starfish), 3024 nucleotides long. RefSeq names its product serine/threonine-protein kinase greatwall-like. Gene Ontology annotation, cellular component: nucleus. Gene Ontology annotation, biological process: intracellular signal transduction; peptidyl-serine phosphorylation. The transcript has 12 exons. Gene Ontology annotation, molecular function: ATP binding; protein serine/threonine kinase activity. Bases 88 to 2742 code for a protein of 884 amino acids. Lineage: Eukaryota; Metazoa; Echinodermata; Asteroidea; Forcipulatida; Asteriidae. The record is from RefSeq and is a predicted model, not a curated record.
UACUUUUGUGUUAUCCAGAAGGAUGUCAUGGCGAAAAAACCUUGAUUCUAGCUGAUUAUAAUAAAGAAAACGUAUGGAUAUUUCGUAAUGGACACCAAAGAAGACACUGGAGAACCUUUUGGACGUCACAAACUUCCACAAACAGUGAAAUUUAAGGACGAAAAUGGAUCAACCGUGACGCAGUCUGGCAGUGGCAAAGCAAGGAUGCCUUCGAUAGAUGACUUCAUAGUCCUGAAGCCGAUCAGCAAAGGUGCUUUUGGCAAAGUGUACCUUGGUCAGCGGAAGGACAAAGAUGAACUCUACGCAAUCAAAGUCAUGAAGAAGUCUGAAAUGUUGAAUAAGAACAUGGCCCAGCAAGUAACGGCUGAGAGAGACGCCCUAGCCCUCUCAAAGAGCCCAUUUAUUGUCAAGUUGUUCUACUCCAUUCAGACACCUGCAAAUAUUUAUCUGGUGAUGGAGUACCUGAUAGGAGGGGAUCUUAAGUCACUGCUUCAUGUCUGCGGUUAUUUUGACGAAGACACUGCAGUUAUGUACACAGCGGAGAUCAUACUUGCCUUGGAGUAUCUACACAGCCACGGAAUCAUACACAGGGACUUGAAGCCAGACAAUCUUCUGGUAGCUGAUGAUGGUCACGUCAAGUUGACGGAUUUUGGGCUCUCUCAGAUCACUCUCAAUAGAAGAAUAAAUGUAACCGACAUCAUGAGCACGCCGUCCUUACCGAGCACCAAGUCAGGUUCCAGAGAUUACUUUCGGACUCCAGGACAACUUCUAUCUCUCACAACAACUUUUGCUUUCAAUCAAGGCUCUGUUGCAAACGCCAGACCGGCUCACCAGUCCCCUUUCACAACUCCGCUUACCGCGUUAGGUAACAAACCCCACCACAGACCCUCGUCGUCAGAACGCCGAGGUAGCCGAGAUAGAUCAUGCAGUUAUCUUAGUACCAUAGACUGUUCAAAAUCCCACGUGCCAAAAGUGGACAUCAGUAGCAAACACGUUACGAUAGUUGAAGAAGGUGGUCAUGAAAACAUUUGCGUUACCUCACCGAUUGAUAGCUGCUCAAGGGACGAAGUGUUCGAUGAGAAGGAAAAUAGUAUUGGUAUCGUUGAGACGCCUCUGAAUACUGGCGGGCGGAGGCGUUUAGCGAAGAAAGAUUGCAGUCUUAUCGGAAGCAACUCGAACAAUGUUGCCAUGAGGUUGAUGGAGAGUGUCUCCCCGGCGCCCCCCAUCAUGAAGCUUGAGUUUGACUCUUCCAGCAAGAUCACAUCUCCCGAUCACGGCUACGACAGCAAGGGUUCGUCGAGGAGCUUCUGUGCGCCGUCAAGUGACGGUGUGGCGAGUGACGUCAGAGCAGACUCGUCUCUACAUAGUCCUGGGAAUGUCAAGUUGUCGACUCCAUUAACAUCUCCUGGUUUUGGAGUGCAGCAAUCAACACCAGAAGGCGCCUUCAGUAACCCCCAAAACCUAACCUCUAAGAUUCCCCACGAAGGGGUAAACUUCUCCACUUCACGGACGUCCUACAGCACCGACAGCGAUGAGUUCACAACCUCAGGGAGCUUCAAAAGUCCUGGUGUCGCACGUGGUAGGAUUCUAACCUACGACUCAAGCGAAAUGUUGCCGCCUGUUGGAGCUGGCGGGAGAAAACGCAAUCGCUCCGAACUGUCUGUCAUCAGCCCGAUUGAGGACAAAACCAAAGGAGGGUUUUUUAGCGGGGGAGGUCACACAGGUCUGACGAUGGAGAUCAGCGCCAUUGGGUUAGUGAACAGCUCCAAGACAGGUGUCCCGACACCUGCUUCCAACCUGUCUUCCUCGUCAAUCAUUGAGAGUCUGGAAGACUCAGACCUCUCCAGGAGCUUAGACAUCGGUGACGCCGAAGGAGCAAGGAAAGCCAAGAGGAAGAAGAGAAACGUCAGCUUUGGUCAUGAGGUGGACACCGAAGACCUCACUCCCUCCGAACUUGUCCGACCUCGUAUGAGCUUGGAGAGAAUAGCAGAAUCGACAACCUAUUUGGACGAGAAACCUCUGGACCAAUCGGAUUGCAGUAUGGACAUUCAUGAUGAGAAUGAGAGUGAGGGUAACCAAUCGGCAGGCGGCAUAGAAUCAGGUGGUCAUGAUGUCACAAUGGACGGGGCCAAUAGGAAAGCAACGUUUGGGCCACCCAGGACUCCAUUCAGGUCCAACAGUGCCACUCCGGCAAAAUCUACCGUGAGACCAGCUUUCUGUACACCGUUUAGGACCCCAGCUUGCACCCCGUACAGAACCCCCAAGAGCGUUCGUAGAGGCCCAGCACCCCAGGCUGAAGCUCAACCACAGAGGAUACUUGGGACUCCAGAUUACCUCGCACCGGAGCUUCUCCUACAAAAUCCGCACGGUGUGGGCGUAGAUUGGUGGGCCCUGGGUGUCUGCUUCUUUGAGUUUCUCACCGGGAUACCUCCCUUCAACGACCAAACACCUGAUCUGGUGUUUCAGAACAUCUUAAGCAGAGACAUUCCUUUACCAGAAGGGGACGAAGCUCUUUCCAACAACUCUUUAGAUGUGAUUGAUCGAUUACUGGUGAUGGAACCGGAACAUCGAGCUAAGGCAAAAGACCUGAAGUCCCAUCCACUAUUCCACGCAAUCGACUGGAAGCGAAUCAGGGAGACAGAAGCCCCUUUCAUCCCAGCCCCAGAUGACAGAACGGACACCACUUAUUUUGACGCUCGGAACAACAUGCAGCAUCUCCAGAUGUCUUCUUUUGCACUUUGACCUCUUGAAUGAUAGUGCAGUCCACAACUCAACAAAUGAAUUAAUGCAACUAUUCCAGGAUGGUGUUCAACUUGGUCCAGUGGUUAGACUGCAGGACUUGCAAUGACAAGGUGUUGGGUUCGAAUCCUACCUAGCUAACCACAGAUUUUAUAAUGACUAAAAUCAAUAUUGUCCAUUAGUUACUGAAUCAUGAUUUGCCCAUUGGUUAGACUGCAGACUUACACUCAAAGGUUGUGGGUUCAAAUCCUUCAAGCUAACUGUGUUUCAGUGGUUAGACUGCAG